ACGCUGGGAGCAGUUGGUUGCUGCCUGCCUUAGGAUGAAAGCUGUAUCUCAGCAACCAGGCGUCUCCUGGCACGCUGCGUGCCCGCUCGCCGAGGUUUCCAAGCGGAACAGAGAAAUUGACAUGAUGUGGACCAAUAAAUCAAAUGAGGUGCCUCUACGAAGUCCAAGGCAUAACCGAGCCAAGGAUUCUACCAGAGAUCCACCUGCAGCAUGGAUUACUUUUUCUCAGACUAAGGCUGCUCUACGCCAUAUAGAGAACAAGUUGGAAAUAGCUCCCAUCAGCACAGCUGUGUUUGAUUCUAUCAUGGAUGCCAAGAAGCCCUCUGCUAGCGCAAGCAGGAAAAUAAGCAGAAAGGCUUCCCGGUCCUCCAGCCAAACUAAAUCAAGCAAGGAGAAGUCCUCACGCAGCCCUCUUCGAGCAACAACCCUUGAAAGCAAUGUGAAGAAAACCAACCACGUGGAAUUUUGUGAACCAUUGGCUUCAUACAGCAGGGAUCCAUACAGUUCUCUGUCAUAUCACGGUUCCAGCCAAUUGGAGGCCAAGCAACUUCUGUCUAGUUUGGACUUCAGUGAAGCAGAAGGGAAAACUGAAGUAACGGGCCAUAUGAUACAUGAUAGAGAUGAACGAGAUCUACACAGCAGAGAUUUUGAAAGCUCGUCAUCUGCUGCUGCAGAUAAGACUGUUGUUAGGUAUUUGAACGACCGAUCAGCAAUUGAUGCUUUGCAAAAUGAGGCAUUUCUUAAAGCUGCCACACCUCCAAGAUUGGAAGAGGAAAAAGCUAGUGGCUCCGGAGGAGAUGAGUGUAGCACUAAAACUCCUCUGAGUAACACGUCCCAGGACAGUGAACUGAAAGUGUCUUCCCCUUCUACCAUGAGUACUUCUAGUGCUCAUAGGCUGGAAAUCUUGAAACGGCGGCAGCAUGACGCUAAGUUGGAGAAGCUGAAGGAGCGGAUUCGAAAGCAGUGGGAGCAUUCUGAAGAGCUGGGUGGCAGAACACAACACUCAGGAUAUGCUGAGCAACCUGUAGUGAUCACAAAUGUGGAGAAUGCUGUUACUCCCAAAGUCAGGAAAGUGGCAGCCGCACCUGCUGCUCCAGCAUACAAAGGUUUCAAUCCUGCUGAAACAAAAAUUCGCACUCCAGAUGGGAAGAUCUGGCAUGAGGAAGAAUUUCACAUUAGUCGGGAGCUAUAUAGAGAUAUAGCACUCCAGUUAACAGAGGAUUCAACAAUGAAAGAAAAACCUGGUGAGAGAAACAAAGAGAGAAAAGCUACCAGACCAGUGCGGAAAGUUCAAAAGCUGAUGCGGUCGGCAAGCCCAGAGUCCAAACAAGGUGGAAACUAUGUAAUAAGUGCAUCCUCCUGGCGGGAGGGACAAAAGCUAGUAAAAAAGAUACUGGGUCCAGCUCCCAGAAUAGAACAGGACAGAAGAGCUGUAUCUAGUGACAGAACAGGACGAGAGAGAGCUGCUAAGCCGGGCCGUAUUGGAAGGACGGGUUCAGAUUCUAGACUGGAUGUUACACGGAAAACCUCUUCAAGAAGUUCUGAACGAUCAAGGAGUAAAGUACGGUCUGAGAAUAAUUUGAAGAAACUGGAAUCUGCUCUUCCAGAUGAUAACCAAGAUGAUCAUACCUCUGUAAAUAAAGACUUCCUGCCCUUGGAGAUCCGUGGAAUUCUUGAUGACUUGCAGUUGGAUUCCAUGACUACAAAACAAGAAAAAAAUGUGGAAAAGCAGAAUCAGAAGUCCGUUUUGCCUGCUCAAAAUGUUAGGAGCCACAGUCCAACCAAAAGGAAACCAGACAAGGUAGCUGCUAGUGAGGAGCCUCAAGUGAUCACUAAGAAGCGUCACUAUGAUACAGAUGAGGUUCGUCAGUACAUCAUCAGGCAGCAAGAGGAGCGGAAGAAGAAGCAGAAUGAAGAGAAGAAAGCACAAAAGGAGGCAACAGAACAGAAGAACAAAAGGCUCCAAGAACUCUACAGAAAGCAGAAAGAAGCUUUUACUAAAGUCAAGAAUGUGCCUCCUCCUGAGCCUUCAGCAGCCAAACGGUUACAGGAAACUUACUCUAAGAUAUUGCUGGAACAUACAUUUUUAGAAGAGCCCUCUCAGCUGCCUACAGUGCAGGAAUCACAGCCCAAACCUGGUUAUCAGCCAUCUGGGGAAUCUGACAAAGAAAACAAGGCUCAAGAACGUCCUCCUAGUGCAUCUUCAAGUAGUGACAUGUCACUGUCAGAACCACAGCAGCCGCUACUGAGAAGUGACUUGAUGGAUCCUCCCUGGAUACAGCCAGACAGGUUGAGCCCAAGAGUCCAGCUCUCGCACCCACAAGGUCUCACGGGCUCAAGUGGAGGCCCUUGCUCCCAGCACUGGACUCUGGAGCAGAUGGGCCUUUUGUCAAAGGAACGUGAUGCAGUGUUGGCAGGCAGGAGGAGCCAUGCUACACCCGUGGGCUCACUGACCUUGAUGUCUCAGCCGUACAUGAAUUCACCUGCUGCACAGCAAAAUCUCGUAGGAAAACCUACUGCUAACCAAUAUAAGAGCAAAUUAGAUCGGAUUGAGGCUUUGAAAGCUACAGCUGCUUCCCUUUCUAGCCGAGUUGUGAGUGAAGCCAAGAAGUUGGCUGGGGCUGGUAUCAAUUAUGGCACCAUGUGGAACUCGGACCAUGAAUUUAUGCAAGAAAACCAGGAUGAUGGACGGUGGGCAAAGGCUGCGAGUCCUCCUGUGAGAGAGGAAAAUGAAGAUGCUUUUUCAGCCAGAAUCCAAAAAAUGCUGGGUACCUGUAUGACUCAUACAGCCUUUGAUGACAACCUUCCUGGGGUAGGCAACCUUAGUGAAUUUAAAAAGCUCCCUGAGACAAUCAGGCCUCAUACUGCCUCAGUCAGCCUUGGAAUGAGGUCCCCUGCCGGCCACCGUCAUGAGGGUCUACUGGGACAUUUGUCCAAGAGACAGACCGACUCCCUGGGCCGUGAAAACCAGGCUCAUGGGCUGAACAAGGCUGUAAUUCCUCAAGAGUCCAGCAUAGACUCCAUCAGCGAAGGGCCCCUCCCGAGCGAUGGAAGCCUCUCUGAGGAGGAAGGAGGCCAGCACAAACAGCUGCCGCUGAAGAUGCUGGAGGCAUUGAAAGAGACGGAUUUUUGUGUUCGGGAGAGAAGUGCUUUUGAACCUAUAAAAGAAUUUCAGAAAGAAGCUGAGAAGUAUUUGCCGCUUUACACUCAGACAAGUGGCACGCACAGCAAGGGGCCAUGGGAAGAACUAGCAAAGGGAAGCCCACACAGUGUCAUCAACAUCUUUGCGAAAAGCUAUCAGCUUCACGGAAAGGUAUUUGAUGAAAGGUCAAAUGGAGGCUCUUCCCUUCUGCGCCCUUUGCUGCCUGCCAUGAGCCCUCCAGAAAAUGUUUCUUAUGAAAAUGAUUUUGCCUCAUCGCAGGGAAGUGGCACUUUAACAGACAAAAAGAUUGCGCGUGACCUCAGUGUUUCUGGCAGCAGUAAUUCAAGCAUUCAGGAAGAACUUUCUAGUAGAAAGUCUCCCCAUGAAUCUCGAUCUGUAGACCUUGCUUCUCAGCAUUCAUCUGGACCAAGAUCUGCAGCAUCUUCUCGCUCAUCUGCUUCCUCUAAAAAGAGGGGGGAAAAGGAACGGUUGGAAUCUUACCAUGGAAGUUCUCACCACUUUCCGGAAGAAGAUAAAAUGCCAUCUGAAUUAGAGCGGGGAUCCCAACAGGCAAAGAAGUCCUUAUUGAGUAGUAGAAUUUCUAACAAGGACCAUGAGCAGAACCCAGAUACAGACAGCACAUUAGAAAAUUUAUCUGGACAUUCCCUGCUGAGUUUCUUGGACAAGGGAAGAUCCCAGAAGACACCAACUUCUUCCCCAUCUUCAGGUUCCCAAAAAUUGUCGCAGUUUGAUCCUAUAGGCAAUACAGCAGAAAGAGCCAAGUCACCUGCUGGCUUUUCUGGAAGUGCAGCAUCGGGGCUGAAGCCUAACCUAGCCUUCUCUGACCUUAGUCUGGGAACUAGUAGGCCUGCAGCAGGAGCAGCCUCAGCGAGCGGAUGUAUGUGCUUCUCCCCUGCCGGUCUUCAGCACCGCUUGUCGGCAGAAUUGAACUACCUUAGUGCCAUCGAGGAGUCUGUCCGGCAGCUUUCAGACAUAGAACGUGUACGAGGCAUAUCACUUGCCCAGCAGGAGAGCGUUUCUUUGGCUCAGAUUCUAAAGGCACAGCAGCAGCGCCAUGAAAGGGACUUAGCUCUUUUGAAAAUCAAAGCUGAACAAGAAGCUUUAGAAAGUCAGAGACAACUGGAAGAGGCAAGGAAGAAGGCAGCUCAGGUCAAUGUAGAAUCACUACAACAUCUUCUCCAGUCACUGCAGGAGGUAGCAGAUGUGCUGCAAGAGCCUACGUGCAAAGUUGCAGCCAAGCAGGCAGAAACUGCAAUUCUCACUACAGAUGCAGCUCACCGAGAGAUGACAGAGUUAGCUCGAACCCAGACCUCAGAUACUGUAAGUGCUCCAGCUGCUGCAGUCACCACUUUAUUUGACCACCAACGGCAGCAUCACUCAGAGUUCGUGAAACAACUGAGAGCCCAAACUGAUACAAACAGGAAAUGUGAAUCUGGUGCCAUGUCACAAGGUAAAGAGGAGAUGGGUGACUCCAAACAGACUUACUCACCAGUGUUUGAUAGUUACUCAGAAUCCUCAAGAUCAAAGGUUCAUGAUCGGAGUAGUACCAGCAGCCGGCAAGAGAGUCCUUCUGUUCCAUCUUCUAAGGAGAACGAGAAAAAGCUUUCCCGUCGUGAAAAGAUAACUGGCAGUACUGAAGAGCAGGCUCAUACUGGUGUGGAUGAUUCCUUGCCGAGUGAUAGUAUUUUAUCACUGCCAGAUGAAAAAGAUUCCGCUUCAGUUGCAACAGAGUGUUCCCUGAAAUUUGAUGAGUCCAUGACAGAGGAUGAGAUUGAAGAGAAGUCUUUUCGGUCUUUGCUGCCCUCAGAGAGUCAUCGUAGAAUUAACUUGGAGAAGAAAUGGGGUAGUCGUGAUGAUUCUGAUGAGGAAGUCUCCCCAGAAAAAACAGCUCUGUCAUCUAUCAAGGAGCUAAGCAUGCCAUUCUCAGGGGGACAAGAUAGUUUCUCUAAAUUUACCAUGGAGAUGGUAAGGCAGUACAUGAAAGAGGAGGAAAUGCGAGCAGCUCAUCAGUCCUCACUACUUCGGCUCCGGGAGAAGGCUCUGAAAGAGAAGACAAAAGCUGAAUUAGCUUGGCUGGAACAUCAAAAGAAGCAUUUGCGAGACAAGGGAGAGGAUGAUAAGAUGCCCCCUAUUCGAAAGAGGCAGCGUGGUCUGCUGCUGAGAUUGCAGCAGGAAAAGGCAGAAAUUAAGCGUCUUCAAGAGGCUAACAAGGCUGCUCGGAAGGAGAGACAGCUGAUCCUUAAACAGCAGGCGGAGAUAGAACGAAUCCGUCAGACUACAAUGAAACUGCAGGAAAAAUUAAAAUCUGCAGGAGAAAACAAGCUGGAACUUCACAGUGAGGAUGACAUCAAACAGAGCAAUGGUUCUAGCCCACUUCCAACCGAUGCAGAAACACGCAGCCCUUCCCCAAUCUCAAUCUCCAGCAGUGAGACUAGUAGCAUCAUGCAGAAACUUAAAAAAAUGCGCAGCAGAAUGGACGAAAAACACUGCUCUCCUGUUCACUACUUCUUCUCUGUCUUUACGUCUCACCACUGGGCCUCUCUCAGUGUCUGUUUUCCCAACCUCCACCCCAAAUUCCAGCUGUAUAUCUACAACCAAUUGGUCAGGUUCCUAACUAAGCGAGAACAGAAGCUGAUGCAGCGUCGACAACAUGCUGAAGAAUUGCUGGAGUGGAAACGCUGUCUUGAUGCAGAGGAAGCCGAAAUACGGCGGAUAGAAAAGCAGGCUCUGGCUGCCUGGGACAAAGAGUUGCUUAAAAACAAAGUAGCCAAGAAAGAACUGGGGGAUCAGAGAACUGAGCCCAAAGAAACAGCCAGUGAAGAAGAGUCUCCAGUGCCUUGCUCUUGUCUGAACAGUGAAAGCUCUGUCCCAGAAGAUCUUGGCAGUCUAGCUGCUGAGUCUGUCCCAUCAGAGACUAUGGGCCACGGGCAGCCAGAAAGCCCAGCUCAGAGUACGAUUAACGAAGAAAUGAUUUAUUCUGAGGAGUUCAAGUCCUCUACCACACCUGGCAAACUUUCUCCUCCCAAAAGCAUAUCUGUAUCAAAGCAAGAUUCCAGCAAAGGCAGCCAUAGAACUGGAGGACAGCUACGUUCACCUGUGAAGUCUCACCAGAUAUCCUACAAUUGGUCUGAUGAAUCUUUAUCUAUGACCCAGUCAGAAACCACAUCUGAUCAAAGUGAUAUUGAAGGACGGAUCAGGGCCCUGAAGGAUGAACUACGGAAAAGGAAGUCUGUGGUUUACCAGCUGAAAAAGGAACAGAAGAAGAGGCAAAAGGAGAGACUGAAAGCCCAGGAGGCCAGUUUGAUCAAACAACUGGAGUCAUAUGAUGAGUUUAUCAAGAAGACUGAAGCAGAGCUGAGCCAAGAUCUGGACUUAUCACCCACAGCCAAACCUCAGAUUAAAACUCCGUAUUCAGCUGCUGCUGAAAAACCUAAGAUCAAGGCACCACCACUCCAUAGGCCAGAGACAGCUAAAAACUGGAAAUCACUGACUGAAUCAGAGCGAUCCAGAGCAUCUUUGGAAUCCAUUGCAGAGUAUGCAGAUGCUGUGUCAUCAAGAACUGAGAGAUCUGUGUCUGUGCACACCAAGAAGGUGACAGAUGUUCAUGCAGAAGAACCUUCCAGAAAAUCUUCCUCAGGUUUAAUGUCACCAAGGAGUUCCAGAGCAGGAUCUGGUGAUUCCCUAGAUCACGUGUCCUUACCAGCUCUUCUCAAAGACACAAAAGACAUUAGUAGGGACAUCAGUAGGAUAUCACAUGGGUCCACAAGCAUUGCAGUACAUGUACCCAAUGAGGAGGAUGUCUUCAGUCAUAAAUCUGAGAUACCAGAAGAUUUGGAAUAUAUAAAAUCAGAAGAAUGUGAGAUUGAAGAUUCCUAUGUUAAACCUUUGGAAAGUUCUGAUGUGUUGUUGACAUUAGAUAAAGAACAGGAGAGUUCAUUGGAUGUUAUUCCAGAAAUUUAUUUCAGGAAUUCCUCCAUUAGUCCUCCAGUUAUUUCAGAAUUCCUCCAUUCUGAAAAAGAACACUCUCUAAAGGAACCUUUUGGUUUGUCUGUGGAAAGCCGUCAUGGUAAGGAAGAAGUCUUAGGACAGAGACUGGCAGACAAAGAUGCUGUAACUGUCCCAAACGUAGACGAGUCUUAUUGCAAAUUGAGCAAAUCAGCAGAGGAAAAAGGUGAUCUGCUUUCAGAACACCUGUUUAGUCAAAAAGAGCCAUCAUAUGUUGAAGACUUUGAAGGAUCCUCCUCCAGGAAACAGGCAUCAAUUGAAGAAACACUUGCUGUGGAACAUUACGAAGAUGACUUUGAAGUGUCCCUUCUCUCCCCUAAAGGGGACACUCAGUCACAGAGAGAGCAGUCACAGCACACAGGAACCAACAGAAGCAGAUCCACGAGCCUUGGCAGUGAUGGCGAAAUCAGUGAAUACCUCAGUGACAAAUCUCUUUCUCUCUCCGGCAGCAAGCAUUCGGAGAGGUUGUUGGAACUUAAGUCUCCAACAGAACUUCUGAAAAAUACGGAACGCAUUGAUGUGGAGAAAGAGCAGGCUCCUACUCAGCCACCACCAUGGGCCUCUGCUUCAGUCACAGAAAAAACAGAUAAUUUGUCAAACUUCAGCAUUGGUGAUAGGGUACUUGUGAGUAAAGUCCAGCCUGGAACACUGCGAUUCAAAGGUCUGACUAAAUUUGCCAAAGGGUUUUGGGCUGGUGUGGAGUUGGAUAAUCCUGAAGGGAACAAUAAUGGAACUUACGAUGGUAUUAGAUAUUUUGAUUGCAAAGAAAAGCAUGGUAUUUUUGCUCCUCCUCAAAAAAUCUCUCACAUUGCAGAAAGUAUCGAUAGCCAUUUAGACACAAAUAAGGAUGAAGAUUCAUUCUUUGAUGACAGACUGGAGAAGCAACACAAAGCUGAGCAGAAAGGCAAAGGAAUUUCCAAAUCUGGCAAAGAAGAUGAAAGCCAGAGCAGAAGUGCAACAGAGAACUCUUCCCAGAAUAAAACUCCUGCAGACAGAGCUGUUUCAGAAGCCUCAGCUGGAGAAAACAUAGAUGAGGACUCAUCUUCCAAAGCAAACAGCAUAAAGGAGAUUUCUGUAGCUACUGAAUCACUUGCCCCAGAACAGUCUGUGGUGGCUUAUCUGAAGCAUGCUAUAAAAGAGGAGGCCAACCUUGCUCCUCCCGUUUCUGAUGUGAUGGACUUUUUUUCCACUGUUCAGUUGGAUGACAUCUCCGAUUUCCUUUCUGAAAAACUGGAGAGACAGAAAACACUGGGGGAAGAGUGUUCUGAAAAGUUAGAUGAUCUCUCUCCUGGAGUUGUGGAGAAGCCUGCAACUCCACUUCUGGAUUUGCUGACAAAAGAAAAGAACCAAUUAGAAGCCCAGCUUAGACUACCAUUUAGAGAAGAAGAAAAGUCGAAAGACAAACUGGAAAAGGUCAGUUUGCUGACAGACAGUCUGCUUAAAGAUUUUAUGAAAGAUAUAGUCGAUCAGUUACAGCAAAUAAAGAAGGUCAGGAAUGAGAAAAUCCAGCUCAGCAACCAGGAACUCUGUGAUGUGAGGGAGGAAUCCAAUCCCCCAUCCCAGCAAGUAGAAAAGCAGAUUCCUGAUGGACUGAAUAAUUUUUUUCUAAGCUCGGACUUGGAAGAUGAAAGAGAAGAACUUUCCUCUCCAGACAUGUGUCCCAGACCAGAGAGUCCAGUGUUUGGUGCAAGCGGUCAGGAGGAGCUUGCCAAGAGGCUGGCUGAGCUGGAGCUCAGUCGGGAGCUUCUGAGCGUGCUGGGAGACGAUCAAGAUUGGUUUGAUGAGGACUAUGGCCUUAGUUCCCGUAAGGUCCAGCAGAAACAAGCUGAGGAACCAGCAGUGCUGCCCAAGGUAGAAGCACAGAAAGUUCCAACAAAGCCGUGUGAGGAGCCUUUGACAGUCCCUCUUACUGCAGUGGAGGUGGAAGGUAUGGUGCAUGCAGCAUCUGAGGAACUCUGGAAACUGAAAGAGCUGGGUCAUGAUCUUCAAAAUUUCAGCCUUCACACUGAGCUUAGUGGUACCAUUAAAGAGCAAGACACGGACACGAUAAACAAACAGGUCUAUGAAAAGGUGGUGUUUGAUUUAACAAGAGAGAUCUUUGGAGAAAUCUUUGCUAAGGAUCCUAAUCUAAAUCAGCCUAUUUGGAUGAAACCACGUAGGAUUGCAUCUGCUUACUUUCGCCGAGUAAAAGAUCCAAAUGAUCUGGAUGAAAUCAAGAGCUUCAUUGCAGCUGAAGUACUGAAGUUGUUCAGCCAGAGGAAAGAACCUAAUCACAAAACAGACUGGCAGAAGAUGAUGAAAUUUGGGCGGAAGAAACGAGAUAGAGUGGAUCAUAUAUUGGUGCAGGAACUUCACGAGGAAGAAGCACAGUGGGUGAACUACGAUGAGGAUGAACUGUGUGUAAAGAUGCAGUUGGCAGACGGGAUCUUCGAGGCCUUAAUCAGAGACACUAUUGAUGUACUGAACCAGACAAGUGGGAAACAGCAGAGAUUACUGCUUGUUGACAGAGCUGAAAAUAAACUUGACGCUGCGUAACCACUGAGUCAUGGGCCUUUCUGACUCCCGACGUACUCUGCACCCUGCGAGCAACUGCUGCUGGACUUCCACACCUGGGUUUUAAAGGCAAUACAGAUGUGAUUACAGCAACCUGAACUUGCAUCCUCUGCCGCUAGAGACCUUGCACCGGAUUUGUUGCUUGGAACAAGCUGAUCCUCACUAGAGGCUGCAUUGUGGAGUGCUCAGACUGUUUGCGUGCCGAUGCAGUUAUGCCACAUCGCUGUCGGCAGCUGUCCGUGGCCCCUGCCUGGGGCUCUGACGUGCAGCCUGUGUUCCAAAAGGGUUGGGUUAAGUUGGGAUAUUGGCUGUUCUGCUGGAAUGGCUGUCAGCCAUCAGUACUAGAGUUGUCUUUAGAAAUGUGAGUAAUUUGCAGAAGAAAUGGUUUGGUCAGGUUUUAGUCAUAAAUGAAUAUUUACCAUACUGAACAGUGUUAAAACCUUAACACCUCUUCUCCUGCAGCCCUAACAAUGUGCAUCAGUUUCUUCUGCUCUGGAGCCCAGUUAAUUCCAUUUUCUGUGAAGCUGGUUUUCGUCUUUCUUCCUGAGAUGUGGUGCCAGAUACGGUGCCAGUCAGUCCAGGGAAAUUAGGUGAUGUUGCUUUUUGCAUUCAAGUAAAGAAUUCUUACUGCUUUUCCUAUAUUAACGUGCUUCAAUCCAGAGGUGGAGCAAGAUAAAGGCCGCCUCAUGCCAAACAUGAAAGAUGAGCCCGUGGACAACUUUCCUCCUACUGUGUAGCACUUCUUCACUUCCUGGAGCACCAGCUGCUCCUAGAUAACGGAUACUCAGGAUUCUCUCAGGCACGAGACAUGCAGGAGUGGAAAAUGUUUCCUUGCAAAAAUUUGGCCUUCACACCCUCAGCUUUCUCCCUUCUUGUCACCUAAUAAUUCGGAGAAGCAGUUACUUGAACAAUUUAGAGAACAGAGUGUAUUCACCAAAGAAAGCAGUGCUUGACUGUCUGCAUGUUUUGUGCUUGUGGCUUUUUUUUAAUUUAUUUUCAGAUAAUUUAUUAAGUGGGUUAUAGGAGAGUGUCCUGUGCAGUUGGUUGUGCUAUCUUAUAUUUUGAGACAGCCAAACGUGAGAAAGCGUCUGUUCUGGAAACUGCCGGUGUCUGUAUUCUUCACACAAAACCUCCAGCUCCUCGAGGCAGAUACAGGGAAGGUGAGAGGAACCAAACCUCAGUGACUGGGGGUGGGAAGCAAAGGUACAGCUAGGAAUGGAGCUUCUCUGCACCUGAUUCAGAGACAAGGGAGAGUUGAAGGGACCGAGCUGAAAAAUGGUGUGAAACUUCCCUGCUCCGUCUGUUUCCUUCCUACCUUUCCCAGAACUUCUAGGCCAUGGGCAGCUGUUACCUGGUUCAUUCAGUGCCGGGUUGAACCACAGUGUCCUUCUGCUGAGUUCUCUUUCCUAAUCUGUCCCUCCCAUUCUGGUGUUUCUCUUGGAUGAACACAGACAAUCUGGGGUCGAACGUUGAUGCCUUAAUAGUGGAUGUCCCUGUUUGUUAACCUGGGACAAGAUGCAGAGGAGAGUCCGGUUCUCCAGACACAUUGGAGUGCAGGGAGAUGCUUCGAAGCCCUCUUGGAGGGUCCCCCAAAGAUGCUGCUGCCCACGAUAGGCAUGAUGGGGGAGAUACCUGCUGCUUCUUUCAUCUGCUUGGUUCUUGGGCUUCUUAGUAUGCUUAUCUCUGCUACUGCUCCAUUAGGGUUUUUCUUUUCCCUUUUUUCUUUUGUUUUAGAAAGCUAUCAUUGGAAUAUUUGCAUUUUGCACAACGACACGUGGCUGGUAAUUCUUCAGGGACAGCACUGGGAAGUGUUGGAUUUAUCAGAGGUCCAAGCAGACUCUCAGAUGUAGUAUUGCCAGCACCUCACUUGCGAGUUAAUGGUGAGCCAUAUUCAUAGAAGCUUAACAAGUGGAAGAAGGAGGAGAUAACGCUGUAAUAGGAACACCUCCAGCAGGGCAUAUGCAUGUCUGUCCUGCAGUAGCAGCCUUUCUGGCUGGCUGGAAGUCAAAUGGUCUUGGCAGAGCAACGUUCAGCCUUUUUCCUUAAGUGAUUCAUUUGUCCGCCUAAGGUGUCAUGAUGCUGAACUGUGAAAUUCUCGAAUGCUUAAAAUAGAAGCAAACUAAAGCUGCUGCAUUUAACCAGCCUGGUGUCACUGCUUGGGUCACUGCCUCAGAUUCCCUUUCCUGGGCGUAUCUUUUUCAAUAGAGACAAUUGUUAUUUUUAUAGGUAGCAAUUACGAAAAGAAGGUAGAAACCCGCAGCGCAGGCUGGUGGCUGAGUAUCAGAGGAGCGCAGUUAGCUUCUGUCCCGUAGAUGGUGUGGCCAGCGCUGAGAAGGACACUGUGCAUCACGGAGGCUUUUCAGCUGUUCCGUGGGGCUGGUGGGGCUUUUUUGGUACAGCCACCAGCAGGGAGGAGGCUGCAUCGUGGCCUGCCAGAGUACCAGGGACCACUGGAGAUGAUGUGCCUGUUGUCUCGCUGGUUUAGAUCAACAGUAGUUAUUUUUACAGCUGUUUGGGCAGAAGAAAGCCGUGUAAGUAAUGGCUUUAUUUGCAAACAUCACCAUUUAUUUUUUGGUAGCAAUCCUUGACAGGAGCAACCCUAAAAAGACUUGAAUAUACGUGAAUUACCUUCUCAAUACCUCAAGUGUGUUGAGUUGCUUUGAGUUGAGUGUAUGCUCAAUAGCUCGAGUGCGUUGAGUUACUUUGGGACUGAUGAUUACUGCGAUGAAGCAAUGGUCUGUCUGGGUCGUGUCUGAUGACAGGGAGGUAGGGGGGAGUCUGGAGUCUUAACAGCAGAGGCCGAGUUCUGUAUUUCUCUCCUCUCCCCAACCUUCCCACUAAAAGAACAAGAUGAUACUACUGGGUCCUGGUUAUCUUGGUGCCAACCCCGUUACAAGUUUCAAGGCUGCGAGAUUUUUCUGAGGCCUCUAAGCUCUUUGAGGCAGUGGCCGCUGUCACUGUGGAGAUGCGAUUCCCUUUUCGGAAGGAUCUCGGUGCCGGGUGGGAAAGCCCAGGGUCGUGAGGACCAGGAGCGUGAGUACCUCUCGCAGCAGGAUGCUUCCUGAGCUGAGCUGCGGCAAAUCAGCACUUCUGCCUUUCAGAAGAGGCUCGCUGCUCACGAGGUGGAAUGAGGGAUUGGAAAAAUCCCGUCUUGUUCACUUUCCUUUCUUGAAAAAGUGGCCUUAGCUUUUUGCAAUACUUGAAUAAGUGUGUACCUGCAGAAGAUCUUCAGUAGCACAGUGAUAGAGACCUUUUAAGUGACUAUUCUGCACGGAACUGAGCGCAGUUCUGACUUUCAUAUCCCUUUGCUACCUUAAGACUAUUAGGAAAAUAAAGUACUUUUCAGCAGAGAAACAGUUGAAUCUUACAAGGUAUUUAGUGCAUCUGAAGUGUUUACAAAUCAACUAAAAUGGAGAAAAGCAAACUAUUGAACUUAUUUGUAAUUUAAACGUUAAAUGCAAAAAUAUAUACAGAUGAAAGAGGAAUACUGUAAUUAACCUGCAUUUAAUAGUUUUUUUUCCUUGACUUUGCAGAGCCUUUUGAUAUACAUUUGCAAAGCCGCCUUCUGGGAGGCUCCGUCUCCCGAUGUACUGUGUUGUGGAGAUACUAAAAAAGAAACCUGUUUACUGUGUAUGUGUAAAUAACCUGGUAACUUGGUUUUUGGGCCAGUUUCAGCAAAUGUUCACAUCCAGAGCAGCUUUGCACAGUAGACAGACCCAAGGAUGUGGAGGGGUUUUUGUAAUUAAGAACUGUAAAAUAACCAGGGGGGUCCCUGUGUACACCAGUGUAAAUAUCUUUCGUAACUGAAAUGUACUUUAAGAGAACAAAAUCUGUAAAUAAACUGAUUUAUAAAUUAA
This is a messenger RNA of Oxyura jamaicensis (ruddy duck), 13578 nucleotides long. It is a transcript of the gene CEP350, whose product is annotated as centrosomal protein 350. Gene Ontology annotation, cellular component: centrosome. The transcript is spliced from 39 exons. The record is from RefSeq and is a predicted model, not a curated record. Gene Ontology annotation, molecular function: microtubule binding. The coding region runs from base 35 to 9703 and encodes 3222 amino acids. Lineage: Eukaryota; Metazoa; Chordata; Aves; Anseriformes; Anatidae. Gene Ontology annotation, biological process: microtubule anchoring.